Lates calcarifer (barramundi perch) is the source of this 1571-nucleotide messenger RNA. RefSeq names its product nuclear receptor-interacting protein 3. The record is from RefSeq and is a predicted model, not a curated record. Gene Ontology annotation, biological process: proteolysis. Bases 265 to 1002 code for a protein of 245 amino acids. Lineage: Eukaryota; Metazoa; Chordata; Actinopteri; Centropomidae. The transcript has 8 exons. Gene Ontology annotation, molecular function: aspartic-type endopeptidase activity.
UUCAAUAAAGUGACGUCUUUGUUUCAUUGUUUUCAGGCAGGUCGAAGUUGCCAGAAGAAUAUAGGAGUCAGGGUGAUACCGGAAGCUCCUGUCAAAAAGUCUUACCUGUCACCUGUCUGACUUGACCACCUCCGUGGUACACGCAUGAUGAUGAGGGUGUCUCCCGGUCUCCACUGGAUUUAACUCAUCACUGGGGGGAUUCCUCACCGGACUCAGUUGUAUGCGGACGCGCACCGUCUCGGUCUGACUCAGACAGCCGCCGUCAUGUUCACCGGGAUGCGGACGGAGAACCGGGGGGACUCGGGGGUCCUGGAUGCUGCGGCUGUGAGGCAGCAGAGGAGGCUGAAACAGGCGAUCCAGUUCCUCCAUAAAGACUCCGCUGAUCUGCUGCCUCUGGAUGGACUGAAGAAGCUCGGGACAUCAAAACAAGGGCAGCCACAUCAUAUUCUGCAGAAGCGUCUGCUGGAGGCCAAACUGUCCCGGGGGAGGAUGAACAUGUGCGGAGUAACACCAAACAACGGAGGGCUCCUUCUGAGUCGUAGCCGUUUCAAUUCACAUGAGGAUGAGGAAGAAGAGGAGGAAGAUUUCAUUUAUGUGCCCGGCAAGUGUUUAGGACAGGAAGUGAAUGUGCUGAUCGACACAGGCUGCAAACUGAACCUGAUGUCCUCGCUGACUGUGGAGAGAUUAGGUUUGAAAGAGCUGGUCGAGGAGAACAAAAUGGAGAUGAAUGGUUUUCCGUUUCAGCGGAAGCUCUGCAUCGACGGCCUCAUCAAGGAGCUCAGUCUAAACAUCGGACAACUCAGGAUAAUGUGUUCAUUCGCCAUAAUGGAAAGUAACAGGCCACUGAUGUCGCUGGGAAACAAAACACUAAAGUCACUCGAGUGUGUAAUUGACACUGAGAAGCAGAUGUUGGUGUUUGGGACAGCCGUGAGGGAGCAGGUUCAGUUCACCAAAAAUCUGUUCAGCAAAAGCUCCUCUGACUUCAGAGACCUGGGAUACUGAUCUUACCACCACCAACACACACAUACAGUGACCAAAAGCAAUAGAAAUACUCUUUACUCUUACAACUAGAUGCCUCAUUGGGGGAACUUCUGAUAUCUCACCUCAUAAAUUUUCUGUUUGCUGCAUUCAUGAGUCAGGACAUCCACACUGACGUCACUUAUUUUAACAUAAAGGCAACAAGUUCCUCAUGUAGCACUAGCAAUGAAUAGCAUCAUUGUAGCAUAGAGUAUGGUAUUGUAUUAGUCUGUCACUACAGUAGUAGGUGUUGUAGUGCUUAAAGAUUCUGAUAGAAUUGUGAUUUAAAGCUCAUGUAUUCUACAAGUUACUCUUGUAUCUUUACAUUUAUAUUAAAAUCAGUCUCGGAGAGCAGAAGUUGGAGGUUGUUGCUGACUAGCUUAGCACAAUCUACUGCAUACAGACCAGCUGUUUAUCUACUGUAUUUUAUAAUGUUGUAAAUGUAUUUUCUAGUCUGAGACAUGUAUUUGCAUUGAGGUCACUGCCUUUUAAUGUUUACAAAAUGAUGGUGUGACUGCAGCACUGGAUAUCAAAUAAAAUCCCAAAUGAUGUGA